Mya arenaria is the source of this 11852-nucleotide messenger RNA. RefSeq names its product protein phosphatase Slingshot homolog 1-like. Lineage: Eukaryota; Metazoa; Mollusca; Bivalvia; Myida; Myidae. Gene Ontology annotation, molecular function: actin binding; protein tyrosine/serine/threonine phosphatase activity. The transcript is spliced from 17 exons. Gene Ontology annotation, cellular component: cytoplasm. Gene Ontology annotation, biological process: negative regulation of actin filament polymerization; actin cytoskeleton organization; protein dephosphorylation. Bases 1209 to 5828 code for a protein of 1539 amino acids. The record is from RefSeq and is a predicted model, not a curated record.
GAAUUAUUUUGACACUUUGCUGUUUUUUUAAAGAUUUUUUGAAAAAUAUUAAUUAAGUACAAUUAAGUACUAAAUAGAACAAAGUGUUAAAUAGACGAUCUCUAAGAUAAGGUUUGUAUAUUUAAAAUGUGGGUGUUGUGGACAAAGAAAGCUAUUAAAAACUUCACAUUCAAAUGCAGACUUAACAACGUGUUUUAUAAGCACGUUCUUUAAACAGGUCGAAAGACUUUCAAAAUUUAUUAUCAUGUUUAUCAGUGAUGUUUAAGGAACUACAUACUGCGUACGGUGCAUAGAGAGAAAUUACUUUUUGGAUUAAAGUUUAUCACAAAAAGAAACCAGUGAAGAACAUGUUGCUGAAGCAUUGAUUAAAAGAUACGGUUAUGUUCGAUGGAUUUAUUUUGAGUGCAUUUACACGAUACAGAUUUUAUUUCAUCGCAAACAUUUUGUCACCAGGAUCGUUACUGUAGUUGUGUGCUAUUCAGUGACAGCUGAUGUAUUUUGUAUCCAAAAAAAAUGCUGAAAAUGUCGCCCUACUAAGGGGUAGACUUCCUUGUUAGUUCACUUGAGUGUUGAUUUACAAUAUAUAUAAUAGAUGUACAAUAUAUCAGAUGUAUAAUACCAUAUUUGGUGUGUGAUAUUUUAAUAAAUAAGGAUAUAUUGAAUUACACAGAAAUUGCUUGCUCAUAUAACAUGCUAAAUUGUGUCACCAUAUAUGGGAAUUAAAAGAAUAUUGCCAUUUACUCAGUUACUAUAAUGGCCUUCAGUACACGGAAUUAUUCGUAACUGCAAUAUCAUUACGCAGAGAGAUGCUCAGUCAUAGCGUUUGUCUCUCGAUGGUGAUAAAUUUAUCGGAUGCCAUUAUAUUUGUAUUUUACGACUCCUUUAAUGCUGCUUGUCACGAUGCAAAGUUGAUGAAUUUUAGCGGCACUAUAGUGAGAACUUUUAAUUGACCUGGAUUUUAAAAAAUGUGCGCAGAAGAAACAGAUUAUUUGCAGACUGAAAAUGAAAAAAGAAUAACUGAAUACUGAAAGGUUUACAGUAAAUUGUUUGUCAAUAGCUUUUGUCAUUGAUGAAAUGGAUAGAGAAGAACGAGAAUAUUGAGUAUAAAUCAAAGUUGAUGAACAAAUACAGUGUAAUUUUUGUGUACACAUCUGAAUUAAAAUUUGAAAAAUGAAUACAGUGUGAACUCUGGAAAAAUCACGCAUUCAAUGCUGGCGGACAGAUAUCUACUAGAUGAAGAGCAGUGGCGGACAAUGGUUGGGGACGUUUAUAGUUGCUAUGGCAACCAAAGAUGCAGACAACAUUUUCGUAAGAACAAGUGUUGUGUUCAUGUGUGGAGUUAUUACAAAGAUUUUUUCAGCGAGAGCUACUUCGCAGUGAAGGGAGCUGCGCUGAUCUUGCCACAAAAUGAUGAAACCGUCUACACUCGACGCCAUAACAAAAACCAUGCCGGUGACGACAUACAAAUGCAUCUACAAGCCAUGUUCAGUCUUCUUCGGCCCUCUGAUACAAUCAAAGUGGCGGUCAAAUUGGAAGGUGAACACACACGUUACCUGGCGGUCGUAUCAUGUAUCGGUCGUCAGGACACAGAGGAAUCGGUCAUCCUCGGAAUCGACAUUCUUGAGCAAGCCUCCGUCGGCCUCAUAUUGCCUGUUUGGGCUCACACAGAGAUCUCGCUGGAUGGGGAUGGGGGUUUCACCAUCAAGAUCGAGAAUAACACCCAUGCAUUUAAACCUGUCUCUGUUCAGGCCAUGUGGUCAGCAUUACAAAGCUUAAACAAAGUGGUGAAGAUCGCAAAAGACAUGCUCUACAUUCCGCGCGGCCUGACACACACGUGGGUGGGGUAUUAUGAGGGGCUACUCUCGAAAGAGUCUUAUCUCGUUUCUGAAUGGACUGCCUGCAAGGAUCGUGACCUAUCCUACAGAGCUGAUCCUAAAUUACGUACAGAAUUUUCCGGUCGCCUGCUCCGUCGUACCCAGUCCACUCCUGUAACAUCGAAUAUGAACACCUACCAGCAAGAAGAAGAUAUAUAUCGGGUGAUCAAACAUGAGUUGAAGAAUGUUAUGAUGGAGGUCGACCUUGAAGAAGUGACCUGCAUCUUUCUGCGCAAGGCAGUUGAGGCAAAAUUAGGCCGCGACCUGAAGGAGUAUCGAAGCUUCAUCGACGCGCAGAUGAUGGAGAUCCUAGGACAAAUGGACGCCCCGUCCAAGAUUCUCGACCACCUCUACCUGGGAUCUGAAUGGAACGCUUCAAACCUGGAGGACCUGCAGAAUAAUGGUGUCCAACACAUCUUGAACAUAUCACGGGAGAUCGACAACUUCUUCCCGGGGAUCUUACACUACAUGAACGUCAGGGAGUGGGACAAUGAACAGGCAGACCUGAUGAAAUACUGGGAACACACACAUAGAUUCAUUAACAAAGCAAGGAAGAGGGGUAGCAAAGCCCUUGUUCAUUGCAAGAUGGGUAUCAGUCGAUCUGGGUCCACUGUGAUAGCUUACCUCAUGAAAGAGAAGAGAAUGUCCCUGGAAGAGGCCUUCAAUUUCACAAAAAGUAAAAGAUCCAUUGUCAACCCAAACAACGCAUUUAUGGCCCAGCUGGAGACAUACCAGGGAAUCCUCAAUGCUAAUUGGAACAAAGAGAAGUUUGAAAAUCAAGUUAUACCAAGACCACUUGCCAAGUUGGCCGAGGAGGAGAUACCACCUGUUGAGUGCUUCCAGUCACCGGAGGAUUUACUUGAAUAUAAACUAGGCAAAGAUCUUGCUGAAGGUGGUGAUCUCCCAUACCUGCACACAGAACAUGACAUUGAUAUUGCAUCUCGAAGUGCCGACUCGACUGAGGACUCCCAUGAAGACCAACUCUCACCAAAGUCUGCUGAAGACCAAGGUUCAAAAAAGUUCAAAUAUCGCAAAUCAGAUGCGGAAAAGAUGGAAAGUGGGGAUUUCAAUGAUAGUUCUGACACAGAUUCUGAAUCCACUGAAUCAGAAGAGUUUUCUUUUGGUGAAGACUUUAAAUGUGAGGAUGAUGUUAUGGUCGAUGAUGAUGAGAAAGAUGGUGCUUCAGGAUUUAAACCCAUAGAUUUGCCAGAUGUUCUUAUCGAUGCUGUGGAAGAGAGAAUGAAGCCUAGAGUAGUGGACUCUAGGAGAUGCAAGUCAGAGGGUGAUAAAGGGACUCUUGCCGUAAUUGAAAAUAUGGAUGGUGGUUUUUCAAGGGAAGGUUCAGUUUCUAAGUUUAGAGCAGAUGGUAGCUGGAUUAAACCUCCCAGUAAAGAUGACAUGAUUGAUGAUAAUGGUGAGGUUAUUGAAUUUAAUGAAGGCGUGGAUGAAGACACUAAUGACAAUGUGGCUGAUAGAUCUGAAGGAAUAUGGAUCGGGGACAAAAGUGUUGAUAAGGAACCUGAACCUAAUGAAAACAAAAAUGCAGAUUCAAUGGACAUGGAUGAAAGAGAUAUGUCUCAGGGAGAUGUGAGACAGGAUCCUUAUACUAAAGAAAAUAUAUCAUGGGAAGCUGGCUCAGUGAUAAAACAGAAAAAAGAUAUUGAGACGAAAUAUGGCUCAGGAACUGUCACUUCUGUUAAAAAGCCUGAUACAUCGAGUCCAUCCAUUGAAAUCUCAGGUGAACCAGAGAAAAAUACUCAGAAUUUAGUAAAAUCAUCAUCAAAUCCAGAGAUUACUGUUGAAAACGAAUCAGAACUUUUUAAAUUGGAGUCACAUGACCUGAGUGGCCAAUCAGAAGGCAGCAGUGGUGCUGUAAGCCAAUCAGAAAGCAGGGAUGAUGGUGAGGGAAGGAAAUCGGUGUAUGAGGUAGAAGAAAUUGACCUUCCAGAAGGCAUAGUAAGAAAAACCAGGCUGGAAAUAGAAGAGAAACAUAGAUUGUCACUCGAGAGCCCAAGAACAAAACUGAAGAGAUCUUCAAGCUUGAAAUCAAACCGUGUCACCCCAAAAGCCAGGGACCGGGAUAACGAGAGGAGAAAAACUUGCAUAGCUCUUCUCUCCCCCACCCACCCAGAUUACACAGGGCAUGGUCAGUCUGGGUUACUCAGUCCCACAUCUUGGUCACUAGGAGCUUCAUCUGCUCCAUGUCAAGCAGGAGCUCGCAUGCAUUCUUCUGAUGACUCAGAUGAAGACGAAAACCAGUCUGGUUCAGUGAAGGUUUACAAAUUCAUGGGAGAGGAAGUGACAGUUCAAGAAGGGAUGGUCAAGAAGCAGAAACAAGAUAUAGAGAAGAAAGGUUCACAUCAACUCCAAACAGCAGACACCAGUCCAUCAAGCCGUGACCGAAUUCUCCUUAAAUCGGAAAGUGUUUCCGAUUUCCGUCAUGUCCAACCAGAACAGACAGAUUCUAGUUCGAAAAUCGAUAAAUGUACAAAAUACUCCCCUGUUAGUUUUAGGCGAGAAAAAUCAUCAUCAAUUUCUGAAUCCAAUGACUCGCAAUAUUCCGGUGAAAGAUUUGAUCAUAAUUUAAAUUCAAGAAGCAAUUCCUUUAGUAGGAAGGAUUCAUUCACAAGCAAAGAUUCGUUUGGAUGCUCCCCUCCUAGCGGAUCUAGUUAUCCUUUGAAUAAUGUAACUCCUCCAAGAAAACAGUCAGUGACUAAACAGAAAAGCCGAUUUGAUCCGGAAACUUUGGCCUUAAUUCGCGAGAUUGGUUCAGCUUUGUUAAACAGUCCUGCUAAAGCUGAAUUAGAAGAUGACGAUGAUGUGGAUUUGAAAGAGGGUGAAAGCCUCGUUAGUCACUAUGUUAAAAAAAUUGAGAAGACCUCAAAGGUUACUCCACGGAAAUCUAAACGAGAGAUUAUAAUAAUUGAUAAGAUUGACUCAGGUAGUGAGAAAGGUAAAUCUCAGUUGGCGAGCCGGACAUCUCCAGUUUCAAAGAAACAUGACACUGAUGAAGUGCCAUCAAAAUGGAGCCCUUUGUCGAAAAGACCUUCUUUCUCAACUAUUUCUCCUGAAGGAAAACGAAGUCAAACUACAAAGGAAUGUGAUAAUUACACGCAAUCUCCUGUACGCAAUAAGACUGAGAAUAAUAUUUGUGUAAAUAAAUUUCAGAAUGUUUCUGAUACUCACCAUGAGGAAUCUAUUAUGUCAUUGAACUUACAACAGUCAGAUUUGAGCGAUAGUUCUAGCAAUAAGGCAACUCAUGAUGAUAAUAGUGACUCAAGCGAGGUUUGCUCAGUAAAAGACUUGUGCGGAAAGUUUGAAAUACCAGAUCCAGGUGCUUUGAAGGUGUCGCCAAUUGUUAGUCCUUCGGGCAUUUCUCCAGUGUUUUCUGGUGCUAAACUUGAUUUAAAAGGUGUUGAAAUAAAAUCCUCAUCUCCGCAUUUACCUUUACUUACCUCUGAAGGUCAUGAUAGUGUCAAAGGUCAAGGUCAAAUUGGGACAAUUUUGCCCCUACUCAAGAGACAAACGGAGCCUUCAAUUCAUUUAAGCGAUCGAUCUAUGAAAAUGUUUGAAUCAAAAUGGCGUGAUAUUGGAGAAAAUGUGGUUAUAUGUAAACAUGACACAUCCCCGGUAAGGGAAGAAAGUGAUGACCUUGACUAUGAUAACAAAGGUCAUCACAAUGAAGGUCAAGGUUAUAAAACGAGUAAUAAUUUAAGGCCAAAAUCAUCGCAACCUUCGGCGAAUAGGGGUCAUAGAUCUCUCGGAUCAGCCACUGGACAAAAGUUUUACAAACAGUCGCUUUCGAUGCAUGAAUCAGGAAUGGGCGAACAAGAUUCACAGUUUACGUGGGAGGGGAAAAAGGUUCGCAAGUCCUACGGAAAGUCUCAUCCACUCGCAAAACUUGAAAACAGACAAUCAGAGGCACGAAAAAAUCCUUUUUACAACACUAUGUAAUAAUUUUUAUGACCGCAAAUUACAACUUUACUUUGUAUUUCUACCUUACAGGAACUAUAUAGUUUUAAUGAACAUGUACAUGUACUUAUGUAAUGCAUUAAUAUAUAAUGUUGAAGUCUUUAUGACAAUGACUCAUCAAAAUAUUACCUCAAGGAUAACCUUAAGGACUUAAGGACAUACCAUAUAAAAAUAAUUGCAUUAUACCCAGUCUUUAAAAGGUGACCUAAGUAUUUUCUCUAUAAUUAAUAUGAUGUUACUUGAUACUUUUUGAUUGGUGGAUUUAUCAACAUGUUUUCACUUACUUAACUUACAGUUGUUGUUUUUUCUGAUUUAUUUUUAACAUAGAUAAAUAUGUUAACUGAAAUAUAUAUAGUAAUUGAAUUACAAAAUACCAAAUAACUUACUUAACUUACAGUUAUAAUUAAAAAAAUCUAGACUAAACGCAAAUAUUUGUUUGUGGUAUGUCUCCACUUUGACGUAUUUCAUUUGACAAUAAUUUUGUUAAGUUUGUUUAAAUAUUGUUAAGUUUUGUGCUUACAGUUUACUUAUUUAAUAUCCGAGGCAUGAUCUGGCAAACGUCCUGUGUCAUAUCACUUUAGAAAUUAAAUCAUUAAUUUAAAAAGUAUACACAAUAAUUUUUUUGGGGUUAUACAUGUCGGGAAGAAAAUCCAACAUGUAUGUGAACUUAAAUGAUAAAAAAUCUUACAGCCUAUCUUUAAACAAGAAUAUAAGUUAUAAAUGAACUUGACAUUAUUAGAAUACUACAACUAUAAUUAUCACGGCUUCUUAAAACUGACAAUUUGCCGGUCUGGACCGAUUUUGACAACACCAGACGGAUUACAGUAACAGAAAAUGAAAAAAAAUCUGAAAGGUCUGAAAUUUGUUCAUUUUGUUUUAUAAUUUCGGUCCAAAACUUUAAUAAAUAUGUAAAAAUUGUAAAACUCAAACCUAUUUUGUCAUUCACACAUCCCCCAAUAAAAGUUACAGGACUGGAAAUUAUAUAUAUAUAUUUAUAUAAGUGAAAACAUUUGUUCCUGCAUUUAUGAUAUAUUAAAAAUACAUUUCGAAAAGCCCCAACUUGAAAUACAUAAUACAGAUUUUUAAGAAAUGGUAUAUAGUAUUUCAGAUGUACAUGUACACUUGAUUUUACAAAAUUAUGUAGAUUUCUUUUGUAUAUGUCUCUGUUAAGUUGGGUUCUCAAUAAAUUGAAUUAAUGUCUUGACUAAGCAUUAAAGUGCACAUAUAUGUUGAAUAUUUCCUUUCAUUUAUGUGCUAGAUCUCGGUAUUUAUCAUCAUGAUGCAUUAUAAAGAGAACAUUCCAUGAAUGUAACUAUGACGAUGUUCUCUGUUUAACAUUUUGAUGUAUUCGUCAUUGUGGUAGUUGAGCAGUAAUGAUACUUUUGUGACCUGCCUCCAUCAAAGGGGAGGUUUUUGUACCAGUUUAUUGUAAUUUUCCCUAAACUCAGUGCCCUUGAUGUUCGUAAAGGUUAACAAUAUUUGUAAAAGUAGAAAUAAAUUGUUUCGUUUUUUUGUUGUUUUUUUCCGAAAAAUAUAAUGUGAGAUCAUUCAAAAAAUCCUGUAACAAAUUUUUCCAAUUGUGAGAUCAUGUUUAAUCAUUUAUAAGUAUAUAUAGGAGUCAUUCCAGUUUCGCACAGAUUUUUAUUUUUCCCCUGACAGAGGGUUUCACUGUUUCAGAGAAAAGUAAUGGUAUAAUGUCACCCUGUUUAAUAUUUAUAUUGGGUCGAUUGUUCAGAAAAUUGUUUAAUUUAAAAACAUUGUUAACUGGAUCAUUGUUAACUUUCAAAUCUUUAAUACUCUGAAAGUUUCAUAGACAAACAUGUGGUCUCCAGUACUUUAUACAAAAAUUUAGACAGCUGAUUUAGCUAAGAUUAUUUUACUUAUUAAGUAUAUCAGCCCUUCAUGAAAUAUUCCACCUUUGAAAGUUAACAAUGGUGCCGUUAACAUUGUUGUGAACUUUAACACAGUUCUGAACAAUCAGCCCAAUGUCACAUGAUGUCAUUUCUGUUUGAUAUGCUGGUCUUUCAUUAUAUGAAAUAUGAAAAUUGUUACAUCUUUUUCAGUUAUAUAUCUUUAAUCAUGUGUUGCCAGUGAUGAAAUGUUGUCUUGUCUGAAUGUUCAAGUAUUCGUUAAAAUUAGAUAUAUUGUACGUUUCUUAUGUAGUUACUUUAGUCUUUCACUUAAACAUGAUAUUAGAAUAUAUAUACAUUAAGACUUAACCCCUGUUAUGGUAAAUCGUACAUAUUAUCCAACCACAUAUUUAAGUUUAAACGAUUUAAGAUUAUAACAUGCAGACAUUUUUACACUUGGAUAAGUUGUCCGGAGGUGAUCUUUAGGGUAGUUGGCACGUUUUUAUGCCCCCGAAGGUGGGCAUAUUAAAAUCGCACCGUCCGUGUGUCCGGCUCAAUAACUCGUGUCCGGGCUGUAACUUUCCCUUGUAUGGACAGAUUUUAAAAUAACUUGCCACAUGUGUUCCACAUACCAAGACGACGUGUCACGUGCACGACCCGUGCCCCUACCUCAAAGGUCAAGGUCACACUUAGUCUUUAUUCACAAUGGAGUGCUGCAUAUAGGACAUAGAGCAUAGGUUGUCAUGUCUGGGCUGUAACUUUCCCUUGUAUGGACAGAUUUUAAAAUAACUUGCCACAUGUGUUCCACAUACCAAGACGACGUGUCGCGUGCAAGACCCGUGCCCCUACCUCAAAGGUCAAGGUCACACUUAGUGUUUAUUCACAAUGGAGUGCUGCAUAUAGGACAUAGAGUAUAGGUUGUCGUGUCCGGGCUGUUACUUUCCCAUGUAUAGACAGAUUUUAAAAUAACUUGCCACAUGUGUUCCACAUACCAAGACAACGUGUCGCGUGCAAGACCCGUGUCCCUACCUCAAAGGUCAAGGUCACACUUAGUCUUUAUUCACAAUGGAGUGCUGCAUAUAGGACAUAGAGUAUAGGUUGUCGUGUCUGGGCUGUAACUUUCCCUUGUAUGGACAGAUUUUAAAAUAACUUGCCACAUGUGUUCCACAUACCAAGACAACGUGUCACGUGCAAGACCCGUGCCCCUACCUCAAAGGUCAAGGUCACACUUUGGUGUUUAUUCACAAUGGAAUGCUGCAUAUAUAAGGAGAUAACAGUGUCGGUUGUCAACUAUGGGUGGUAUUUUUUAUGUUUAGAGGCAAUUUAAAAUAUCUUGCCAUAUGUAUUUGAAAGGCAAGAUCAACUUUUCAUGUACUGACCUUGUUCAUAGGUCAAUGUCACAAUCGGGGGCAUUCGUCACAUACUGUGACAGCUCUUGUUAAAUGAUAUGAUUGGUUAGUUAUAUUCAUCUAAUAAAUAUAUUGUCCUAUCAAUAAAAAAGUUGGCUAACAAUUAUUAAUCCCAAAAAAUAGCUAUUUCAUGCAAUUGGUUGCAUUUGGGUGAAGCUAUGGCAAUUUUAAUUUUAUAGCAGCUGUGGGUUCAAGGACAUUAACUGGCCCCAUUACCCUACAAAUUUUCACCAGUAUUGCAAUUUUGGGAUUUAACUUUCAUUCUCUUUUGCAACUGGUAUAAUGCAUCUGCUGAUUUCCUAAGUGCCAGCUACCCCCAUUAGUUAAUUUACUUGAAUGCGAAAUUUUGACAGCAAGUUGUGUUGUAAUCAAAGAAAAGUUAAGUACAAGUAUUUGGAAUUUAAUGUUCAUUUUCUAUCUUAAAUUAUUUAAGUUAAAUAUGAGUAUUUGAAUCAUAACAUUGAUUUUCUCUCGUAAAUAUUAGUUUUUGAAUCAUAACAUUUUCUAUCUCAGUUAAUUUUUAUAAGUUUGUAAAUUAUAUUGUUUUGUAUCUGUAUGUUUUUAUUUAUAAAAUGACAUGCAUUUAUUGUUAGUUGCUGAAAGUCCUGCUUAAUAUGUUCAUGAGCAGAAAACAUCAUCUAGUAAUAGAGUAAUACAUUUGCUAUAUUUGCAACAUCAGUAGAAAAUGCAUUUAAAUAUACUUUUUGGUUUUGACCAAAUUACCAGUCUUCCUUUACUUAAGUAGUUUUCAUACAUGUUCAUGUGCUGCUGUUUUGAAUGGCCUACUGUAGAAGUGAGAUGCUGAGCCCCAUGGCUAAUUUAGGAGGGGUCUCAAGUCGGACUAUAGACUCAGACACACACUUUCUUGUGAAUAAAUGUUUGAAUGAUAAAUACUACUGAAAAAGUAACUGUGCGUGUUAAGACAUUUGUCAAAAAUGAUUUUAAAAUGUUCGGGGCCGUUUCAAUAAAGGAGUUGAGUCAAACGUUCAGGGGGCCGUUUCAAUGUAGGAGUUGAGUCAAACGUUCAGGGGGCCGUUUCAAUGUAGGAGUUGAGUCAAACGUUCAGGGGGCUGUUUCAAUGUAGGAGUCGAGUCAAACGUUCAGGGGGCCGUUUCAAUGUAGGAGUCGAGUCAAACGUUCAGGGGGCCGUUUCAAUGUAGGAGUCGAUUCAGGGGGCCGUUUCAAUGUAGGAGUUGAGUCAAACGUUCAGGGGGCCGUUUCAAUGUAGGAGUCGAGUAUAACGUUCAGGGGGCCGUUUCAAUGUAGGAGUCGAGUCAAACGUUCAGGGGGCCGUUUCAAUGUAGGAGUCGAGUCAAACGUUCAGGGGGCCGUUUCAAUGUAGGAGUCGAGUCAAACGUUCAGGGGGCCGUUUCAAUGUAGGAGUCGAGUCAAACGUUCAGGGGGCCGUUUCAAUGUAGGAGUCGAGUCAAACGUUCAGGGGGCCGUUUCAAUGUAGGAGUCGAGUCAAACGUUCAGGGGGCCGUUUCAAUGUAGGAGUCGAGUCAAACGUUCAGGGGGCCGUUUCAAUGUAGGAGUCGAGUCAAACGUUCAGGGGGCCGUUUCAAUGUAGGAGUCGAGUCAAACGUUCAGGGGGCCGUUUCAAUGUAGGAGUCGAGUCAAACGUUCAGGGGGCCGUUUCAAUGUAGGAGUCGAGUCAAACGUUCAGGGGGCCGUUUCAAUGUAGGAGUCGAGUCAAACGUUCAGGGGGCCGUUUCAAUGUAGGAGUCGAGUCAAACAUUCAGGGGGCCGUUUCAAUGUAGGAGUCGAGUCAAACGUUCAGGGGGCCGUUUCAAUGUAGGAGUCGAGUCAAACGUUCAGGGGGCCGUUUCAAUGUAGGAGUCGAGUCAAACGUUCAGGGGGCCGUUUCAAUGUAGGAGUCGAGUCAAACGUUCAGGGGGCCGUUCCAAUAAAGGAUUUUAGUCAUAACUUCAAUUAUCUUAAAUCUGCAUAAACACAGCAAAUGGCAAUACAUUCAUUUUUCAUUCCUCAACUUUGUUGUAAUACUGGCUGAAGUUCAUUUCAUACAAAUAUGUAGCAUUAUACUGAAACUAGGGCACAAAGAUAAUUUCAAUUUAUAACUAAAAUCGACUAAAAUCUUUAUUGAAACAGCCCCCAGUUCAACUCAAUUUUCUAACACUGCAAUGCUUCUAUGAUACCAAUGGGCAUUGUCUUAUUUUAUAUAACUUUAUUGAUAUAUCAUAAAAUCACUUUUCCAGCUGCUAUUUCUAGGGUUAUUUAAAAACCUGCAUAUUUUUACAUGCACAGUUACUUUAUUCUGUUCUAUUAUACAUUAUACAAAAUCUGACAAUAAUAGUGACACUUGUGUUAAUACAUUCACCAAGGGGCCUUUUUUUGUCAAGAAUCCAAGAAAUGACUUUGUACCUGAAAAAGCAAUUUACUGUUAAAAACCACUCCUUGUUACAAAAUAACUCGUAGGAUUUUAUGAAACUGCUCCCUAUACCACAAUUUACUGUAUCAGUGCUUUCCCUAAUGAAAAUUUACUAUAAGUAAGAAUUUCAAUUUUGUGUUAUUAGUCUGAACUCGCUACUUGAGACCUUCCCAAAAAUUGGGCCCUCGUUUUCUCCUGCCUUCUUGCUCAUAAUAUGUUUUGUUGUUUGUUACUGUUGUAAAAAUAUCUCUGUUAAGUAACUUACUGUAAUAAUAUGAAAGUGCAAUCAUUCUUUUUGUCACUGUACGGACAUUGUACUGACAUAAUAUCAAUAAAUGAUAUUUUAAUAAUUUUUAAA